AUGAAUUUCUAAUCCUCCUAAUUUGAUGGUAUCUUAGUUCCCGCUUUCAAAUAGCUUUCCAACUUUCACAAUUUAACUAUUUUCGAUUAAUUGGUUGCUCAAGUUUUGGUUGCUUAAGAAGUUUUCUCAUUCUACUUCUGUGACAAGGAAAACAGUGAUGAUUAUGAAUUGUUUUUGGGUGGUAUCGAUUUUUCGUACUACUCCACUGCUUACAAGUACUAUCAUAUUUUCUCUAAACUUGGUACGUUAUCGCUACUAAACCUCAAGCUCAACAUUGCUAUUGGUAAUAGUAGUAGUUUCUUUAUUUAUGGAAUCUCUGUUGUUUUAAAUCUGAUCAUUAAGUUAUUCCCUUCUAAAAUUGACUGCACUCAAAUCAACACUUACUUAAAAUCUAAUUAAAAAAUACCACUAAAAUCAGAUAUGUCAUCGCUUUCAUCAAAUGAUUUCUUUAAACAAAUUAAAAAGUGA
Messenger RNA from Tetrahymena thermophila SB210, 468 nucleotides. Its product is annotated as eukaryotic aspartyl protease. Lineage: Eukaryota; Ciliophora; Oligohymenophorea; Hymenostomatida; Tetrahymenidae. The transcript is spliced from 3 exons. The record is from RefSeq and is a predicted model, not a curated record.